GAGCAAUGUUCUAGAACGUCUAAGGCGUCAAUAUAAUCGCGAACAGAGCUUUAGUAACCGAGAAAUGGAGGUAAAUGCAUGACACGAUUUGAGACCCCCCAGCGACAUUCCGGUACUAACCCGAUGACGAAAGGACUCCCCAUAAUUUAUGUUUCUAAUACUCAACUACUCGUAUUAAAAAUAUCAUUUCAUUCGAUUAUAAGACGGAAGAAAAUGCUACUUGUCUACGUCUACUCGAUUCUAAGAAAAAAUAAGAUGUUGACGUUAUCCUUCAGUAGUAUGGGUGGUCGAAAGGUUUCGUUUUCGCUCGACUCUGUGCCGCGCACGCUUUGGACAUGCUUUGGAGUUUCAGUAAUUUCGGUAUCGCGUCGUGCUGUGCGGGUUCUGCUGGCUCGUGAAACUUUCAUUUGGAACAAGCAGCGAGAAUGCCACGUCCAUGUGAUGUCGUGGGAUGCCCGAACGGUCCGCGGAACUUGGCCAAGGGCAGUUGCAGCGGCGAAUCCAACGUUACCUAUCACUGUGUGCCAAGGACUGAACCUCUCCGUUCGAAGUGGUUAAGUGUCGUACCUCUGCUACAACUCCUUGGCAAAGAGCCGAAAAAUCGCGUAGUGUGCUCGCUGCACUUUCGUCCAGAGGAUUACGAGUUGAACGCCGACUUAGUGAAGUCGUCUGGAGUGCCUAUCAGAGCAAUGCUUUCCCGUAGCGCUGUUCCGUCGAUCUUGCCUGCACUCUCCGAAGCGCAAGAACAACUGCAGGACGAAGACGGGGCGGCUGAACGUAGCGAAUCACAAGCCAGCGCUUCGACAGCCGACACCUCCUACAAAAGCGACGUACAGGCGACUCGUGACGCGGGGACAGAUGCAAGCCUCUCGUCGAGCACUGCCGAACAAAGUUGCAGACGUAGCGUUGGAAAUACGAAAUCUGUACAAGUUCGUCUGCCCGGCAAGAGCAUUGGAGUUCAAGUUAACACAACAAUGAAGGAAACAAAGGAAAACGGAACGCAGGUUUGCAGGCGAAGGAAGCCCGUGACGUCAACACCUGUGAAGAGGCGCUAUAGUGCUCGAAGAGCUGAUGGAGCCAAACGACGGCGACAAACAUUCAUCUAGACAGGAGGCCAGCUUUCUCACCUCACCUGAUGCAUCACCGGUAGCUUCCAAAGCUGACAGGCAUGACACGACAUAUGAGCCAGACAACUCGACUUGUACCUUGGAUGCAACAUUAGCUGAUGAAAGCGAUGAAGAUGCGCAUGCAAACCGAAAGGACUACUUCCUUGUCCACAGCACCUGCUUGGUCACCCUUCUGAGUCAGUGCCGCGCUUGUUUAUCAGCUUCAUGCACAGUGAAGCUGUUUUACACUGGCACACGCAUUACAGCAGAAACUGAAUGUCCACACGCACAUGUGCAUACGUGGUCCAGCCAGCCACUUGUUGGAACCAAGCCGAGGUGCAACAUCGACCUGGCAACGGCUCUGCUUUUUUCCGGCUCAAGUCCUACUAGUGCUCUCAGGAUGAUGCGGCUGAUGGGUGUGCAAGUCAUGAGCGACCAGGCUUUCUUCAAUUACCAGAAGGCAUACCUUCUUCCUUCAGUCACCACGGUAAAUGCACAGCUUCCACUUUUCAUAAUGCCAACCUGC
Molecule: messenger RNA, 1632 nt
Organism: Dermacentor albipictus
Lineage: Eukaryota; Metazoa; Arthropoda; Arachnida; Ixodida; Ixodidae
Source: RefSeq, a predicted model, not a curated record